Messenger RNA from Pieris macdunnoughi, 906 nucleotides. The record is from the annotation of a GenBank genome assembly. Lineage: Eukaryota; Metazoa; Arthropoda; Insecta; Lepidoptera; Pieridae.
AUGUACGGAAUAUUACACCGUCAAGAUGUCUUCCAUCAGGGUUGCGUCGUGAUCACGUUUGCACAAAGUGAAGCAGCAACGCCCCUCGGCCCGUCAGAUCGCCUGUCGAGGCCUAUCUCGCUUAAACAGCUAGUUGGACUUAGUUACCGCACUUGUGUUGGCGGUGAGCUUUUUUCACAACGAUCGGAAGGGUACACUCUCCAUGUCACAGCGUUGUACGAGCAGGUUGUGGUCUCGUGGUCUAGGCCUGGGCAGCCGCAGAGAGAGGUCGGUAUCGCGAAGGAGACACUGGAUAAUCGCUGGCAUUGGGUAGCAUUGAAAUAUCGGCACAACCCACCGGCUUUGUUGCUCGAAGUUGAUAGGGAAUCGCAGGUGAUAUCAAACGUGAGGUGGAAUGGUGAAUUGCUAUCAGCCGGCGCCCUAGAAGCCAACGGUGCAGUGGUAUUAGUGGGUAACGUGUUCAGCGGAUGCCUUCACGAGGGCCCACAACUGAAGUUCCAUGCUGCGUAUCUUCUGCAGACCAAUGUGCGGUUUGGGCAUUGUCCACUAACGACUGAUGAAUGUAAAGAUAGAAAGGAUGUGUUACGGAUACCGCCAAAAGACCAUUGCUAUAACGAGCCGUGUUUGAGACACGGGGCUUGUAUAUCUAGACACGAUAGAUAUGAAUGUCAUUGCUCAGCUCGAUACAGCGGCAACAAUUGUGAAGUGGACGCGGACACUCGGGGGGACUACACGUGUCUCUGUCCUAAACAUUAUCACGGUAUGUACUGUGAACUGGAAGACUCGUUAGACCCGCAGUGCGUGGCGGGACCAUGUCGUAACAACGGAUCGUGUAGUGUGCCAACUGGAGCUGAUAGCUAUGUAUGCGAUUGCCUACCAGGUAAUUCUUUUAAACACGUAUUCUGA